Messenger RNA from Cotesia glomerata, 4053 nucleotides. RefSeq lists its product as uncharacterized. The record is from RefSeq and is a predicted model, not a curated record. Gene Ontology annotation, biological process: DNA repair; telomere maintenance. The transcript has 6 exons. Gene Ontology annotation, molecular function: DNA helicase activity. The coding region runs from base 1 to 4053 and encodes 1350 amino acids. NCBI's taxonomy places the organism in Eukaryota, Metazoa, Arthropoda, Insecta, Hymenoptera, Braconidae.
AUGCAUUGGAGCGACAAGGAUAGAGCUACGACGAUAAUAAGCGAGUACCGAAGCGAGCGAGGCACCGAGCGGCGUAAGCACCCGAGAGGUCUGAGGACAAUCGACGCUGCAUUGCCGCACGUUCCAAUACGACGAUCACUAUCGAUGACAGUUGGUGGAAAAGUAUCUCUACCUCCAAUUUUACAACCUCCUCAACCACUUUACAAUUUAAUAAAAGGAUUACACACCAAGUCCAAACAUUUUCUUGAAAAUAUACGGAAAUAUAAUGCUGCUUUUCAAAUGACAUCAUUUAGAGCUUCUAAAAUUUUUAAUGAUACAUACAUGCCUACGUUUAAAGUUCAAGGACAAGUUUAUCAUACUAUUGGUAGUAUUUAUCCUGUUGAAGUAAAUCAAGAAAAGUUUUUACAAGUUUAUUUCAUAGAAGACUUGAAUCGUCAAGCUCAAACUAGAUGUAACAAUAUCGAUAAUAUUGACAACGAUUUAAUAACAAAACUCCAAUUGAUGCUUCAUCAGAAUAAUAUCUAUGUACAAAAUUUUAAAUCGGCUAUUGAAUGUGUCCCACGUGAUUGUGUUGAUUUAAGAAUUAUUAUACGAUCAGAUAAAAAACCUGUUGAUCAACAUACGCGAAGAUAUAAUGCACCCACUUCAAAUGAAGUUGCCGUAUUAAUGGUUGGGCAAGAAUUUAAUAAAAGAGACAUCGUCCUUAAUCUUCGUAACAAUACUCUUCAACGUAUAAAUGAAAUACACCGUUCUUAUGAUUGUUUACAAUAUCCUUUAAUUUUUUGUUACGGAGAUGACGGAUAUUCAAUAGAUAUUCCACAAGUCAAUCCUGUUUCUAGACAGCCAAUUCAAAAUAAAACUGUAUCAGCUAUGUCAUUUUACGCUUUUAGAAUUAUGGUUCGGCAUAAUAACCACAAUCAUUUGCAUUAUUUUAGAUCAGUAUUUAGUCAAUUUUUAGUCGACAUGUAUGCGAAAAUUGAAUCAGAGCGCUUAGCGUUUAUACGAAAUAAUCAAUCCAAAUUACGCGCUGAAAAUUAUAUUUAUUUGCAAGAUGCUCUAAGGAAUGACGAAAAUAUAAAUGAAAUUGGAAAAUUGGUAGUACUACCGUCUUCAUUUACGGCAGGCUAUCGUUAUAUGCAUGAACGAACUCAAGAUGGUAUGGUUUAUAUUAGAACAUUUGGAAAACCAGAUUUGUUUAUAACUUUUACUUGCAAUCCAAAAUGGAAUGAAAUUGCAUGUGAACUUUUACCAGGACAAAAAUCUCAAGAUCGCCAUGAUAUAAUAGCAAGAGUAUUUAGGUUAAAGGUAAAAAAAUUAAUUGAUUUAAUUACAAAAAAAUAUAUAUUCGGAGAAACAUUAGCUCAUAUGUAUACUGUUGAGUGGCAAAAACGUGGUCUUCCACAUAUACAUAUUUUGGUAUGGCUGAAGGAUAAAAUAAAACCAGAACAGAUUGAUACAGUAAUUAGUGCAGAGUUUCCAAAUCCAAAUGAAGAUCCAAUUUUAUUUGAAAUUGUAAAAAGUAACAUGAUACACGGUCCAUGUGGUCAAGUAAAUCCGCAAUCCCCAUGUAUGACUGAUGGAAAAUGUACUAAAAAAUAUCCAAAACAAUUGAUUUGUGAAACUCAAACUGGUGAUGAUAAUUAUCCAAAAUAUAGACGAAGGAGUCCAUCUGAUGGUGGCUUCACUGCAAAAAUAGUAAAACGGAAUGGUGAAUUUGAAGUCGAUAAUCGAUGGGUAGUGCCGUACAAUCCCUUACUAUCACGAUUAUGUAAAGCUCAUGUUAAUGUUGAGUACUGUAACUCUGCAAAGUCUGUUAAGUAUAUAUGCAAGUACAUGAAUAAAGGAACUGACCAAGCAACUUAUUCAGUUAGUAAUGAAAAUGAUGAAAUCCAAAUUUUUCAAUCGGGUCGAUAUAUAAGUUCUUCAGAAGCUGCUUGGAGAAUAUUAGGUUUUCCAAUACAUGAAAGAAAUCCAACAGUAUUUUAUUUAGCAGUUCAUUUGGACAAUGGUCAAAGAGUUUAUUUCAAUCCGACAAACAUACAAAAUUUGGCAAUACCUCCUCCGAAAACUACAUUGACUGAAUUUUUUAAUCUAUGUUCUAGAGAUGAUUUUGCUAGAACUUUAUUAUACUGUGAAGUACCUUCUUAUUAUACUUGGAGUUCCCAUGAAUUUCACCGCCGAAAAAACGGUGAAAAUAUUCCUAAUUAUCCAGGAAUAAAAAAAAGUUCUGCAUUAGGUAGAGUUUACACUGUCCACCCAAAUAAUUUUGAAUGUUAUUGCUUAAGAAUGUUACUUCAUCACAUACGUGGGCCUACAUCUUUUGAAUCAUUAAGAACUGUUAAUGGUCAAGUAUAUGAAACUUACCAAGCUGCCUGUGCUGCACUUAAAUUAUUAGAAAAUGACAAUCAUUGGGAUCAAACAUUAGAAGAAGCUGUUGUAUUCAACAUGCCAUUUCAUUUAAGGAAUUUAUUUGUUAUUAUCUUAGGAUUUUGCCAUGUUGCUGAGCCGAUCCAACUGUGGUUAAAAUACAGAGAUGCAAUGGCUGAAGAUAUAUUAUAUCGCUUCAGACAACAUAAAAAUGAUAAUGAACUCGACUUUAAUGAUGACAUUCACAACGAAGCUCUAAUAUUAAUUGAAGAUCAAUUAUUCUCAAUAACUGGGAAAACAUUGAAAGAAUUUAAUUUUGCAUCACCCGUAAGAUCAAACAGACUACAUUUACAAGGCAGUUAUCACAGAGAAACUAAUUAUAAUAUUGAAGAUUUAUUAAACUCCAUCAAUGAAGAUGAACCAAAAUUAACCGAUCAACAACAGAACGUUUAUACUAAAAUUUUAGAAAGUAUAAAUGAAAAGCAAGAAUGCUCUGUUAUCAUAUGGGAUGAAUGUACUAUGUCACAUAAAAGAGCUCUAGAAGCAGUAAAUAGAACAAUGAAAGAUAUAAGAAAUGAUCAACGUGAAAUGGGUGGUAUAACACUUGUAUUAGCAGGUGAUUUUCGACAGACAUUGCCUGUUGUCAAACGAGGUACCAGAGCCGAUGAAGUUAAUGCGUGUUUGAAAUCUUCUAAUUUAUGGCCAAAAUUCGAUCAGUUAUCAUUAUCAACAAAUAUGAGAGUUCAUUUAUAUGGCGAUUUAAACGCCGAAGAAUUUUCCAGUAUGCUUUUGGAAAUUGGCAACGGAAAUGUAGAAGAGGAAAAUGGUAAAAUUAAAAUACCUACCGGUAUUGGAACAAUAGUAUCAAAUUUAGAUGAAUUAAUAAAAAACGUCUAUCCUGAUGUAAAAAAUUUAAAAACAAAAUCAACUACUUGGUUAAGCGAAAGAUCAAUUUUAACAUCAAUGAAUGAUCAUGCGUCUAGAAUAAAUGAUAUGAUUUUGAGUUUAUAUGAAGAAGAAGAGAAGAUUUAUUCAUCUAUUAACACGGUAGUCGAGCAAGAUGAUGCUACCAACUUUCCCGUAGAAUUUUUGAAUUCUCUGAAUCCACCUGGAAUGUCGAAUCAUAUUUUGAAACUUAAAAUCGGAGCACCAAUUAUGCUUAUUAGAAAUUUGAGCUCUCCAAAAUUAUGCAAUGGAACUCGCCUACAAGUGAUAUCAUUAAAGCAAAAUAUUAUUGAAGCUAAAAUUAUCACAGGAUAUGGAUCAGACCAUUCAUCUGUCAUCAACGCUACUAUCAACAUCAACUUCAUGAAUUUUCAACGGUCACCAUUUUUCCGGCAAGGGCAUCGUUAUGAAUUCACUGGGUACGUUCAGGAGCUUUUCGGGUACCGUGAAUUACUCUUUACCGACAAUUUUUCAUUUGAUAUCCGUGAUCGGUCUGGGGAUCAUGUUAUAAUGAUUGUCGAUAAUCAACAUGAGCUUGAGUCGAUUAUCGAAAUAAAUCAGGUGCUGAUGGUUCGCGUGGUCUGCCAGUAUGGUCAGAGCUAUGAUGUCGGUCAAAAUUACUCGCGGUUUGAAUUUCGAGUUUUUAGUUUCAACUCCGUUAUGUUAACGAGUAUGUUUUACGUCCUGGCAAACUCAACUUACGAGCGACGAGCCUUCGAAUGUGAGAUGGAGGAAGAUUAA